AUGGUUAAAGUAAACUUUUCAACUCUCUCAAAGUCAGCUAAAAAGUUUGCAAAGGAGAAAGAGACAGAGAUCAAGGGUCAGAUCAUGGAAGACCCAUUCUCUCUUGUGCCAGUCGAUGCAGUCAUUGGUCUUGUCAAGGACCCAGUGGGCUUCCUCUCUGAGAAGUUCAAUGACAAGGAGUUCCUUGGAGAAUGCAUUGCAACUGCCUUGAGUUGUGUUCCUUAUGUAGGCCCAAUUCUAUCGACAGUGUUCUCUAUGUUCUGGCCCAAGGACCCCAACGCAGCCGUCAUCACCAAGGGUGAAUUAGAGGCACGUCUGACUGAGUUCAGGACCGAGAUGGAGAAGGUCAUCGACACCAAGAUCGACGCGGCCAUCACCGAAAGCGAGAGUUCAAUGUGGAAGAGUUUGGUGGCUGCCUUCUUUGAGACUCUCAUCGACCGCGUUGAGGAUGCCAAGGACCUUGUCAACUGCCUCAAGCGUGGAUUGCUCGACGAUGCUGAGGGAUGCGACAAGAUCAAGACUGACGUCCGUGUAGCGAUGGAGCAGAUCCGCCAGAAGGCCAAAGAGCUCUCCAACUUCUGCCGCAAUCCCAAGUUCGCCAAGCAUGUGCUCAAGUACCACUACCAUGUGAUGUUCAUCCUUGUGGCCACCCAUCGCCAGAUGGACGCCUUUUGGUACCAAUUCGACAUUGACCCCCGCUUUGUCAUGGGUGCACCUGCUAUUCCCAAGCAUAAUCUCAAAGAGAUCAGAUCCCUGGCUGAGAAGCUGCACGUCUAUAUCUCCAAUGCAAUGGGCGCCAUUGCUAAAGGAGUGAUGGACAACGUCAAGGACAAGAAGACUGAUCGCAACAGUUGCUAUGAUGAGUACUCUGCCAAGUUGUUCCUCAGCGACAUGUACCUCUAUCCAUGUCCCUUGUUCAUUGCCCCCGCCAGCACCUCCGACACCAUCACCGUGCCAGACAAGGGAUCAAAGUUCAUCUAUCGAAUUGAUGCAGCCAACUUCAAGGCUAGGUACCCAUCAAGCAGGGAUUGGAAGGAUGCAGCCCAAGUUGAUGUCUUGACAGGUUGCAAGGGCAUGAUUCUUGGUGAGGGUCCAUCCAUCACUUUGAAGCUUGCAAAGAAGUGCAACGUCCGUGUUAGAGUCUUUGGACAAUACACCAAGGACAUCACCUUGCUUGAUUUGGGAUAUGACAAGGUCAUCCCCACUGUCUCUGAUUCGAUGCCCGCACCAUCACUGUUCAAGAUACCCUCUGGCUUUGAUAAUUUUGAUUGGUUGAUCACUGGAUUCGCCAAGAUGGACAGGUUGACCAACAUUGACACCCUCAACUUGACAUUCUCAAUGGAUCCUGAAGAGGCGAUGCAUAGAAUGGAAGGAGACUCAAUGGUCAAAGCUGGAAAUGGAUGUGUCAAGUUCGUAGAGUUAAUCAUCACUUCUAUUUAA
Messenger RNA from Acytostelium subglobosum LB1, 1440 nucleotides. RefSeq lists its product as hypothetical. Gene Ontology annotation, molecular function: toxin activity. The transcript has 3 exons. The record is from RefSeq and is a predicted model, not a curated record. Bases 1 to 1440 code for a protein of 479 amino acids. Lineage: Eukaryota; Evosea; Eumycetozoa; Acytosteliales; Acytosteliaceae.